Asterias rubens (European starfish) is the source of this 2764-nucleotide messenger RNA. Its product is annotated as retinol dehydrogenase 13-like. The coding region runs from base 1778 to 2764 and encodes 328 amino acids. The record is from RefSeq and is a predicted model, not a curated record. The transcript has 6 exons. Gene Ontology annotation, molecular function: oxidoreductase activity. NCBI's taxonomy places the organism in Eukaryota, Metazoa, Echinodermata, Asteroidea, Forcipulatida, Asteriidae.
UUUUGGGGGGGGGGGUACGCCCCCCACCCGGUUAUAAGACCCUCAAAACUACCUGCCUAACAGGACGUGAGAAGGAGGGGUCAGAAAGGGGAGGUUGGGGCGUGGCCUAUACUGGCCCUCUCUUGACGAUUAUCGCCGCAGUUUUCGUCGUAUAUAAAUCAUGCAGACAUGGAACAUUGUACCUCAAAGUUACAACAAAAUAACUUUGACUGAAAGUAUAUUAAUCCCAAGUUUCCAUGUGUUACAUUUUUUCUACAAGAGAGUGUUAUUUUUCAUCUUCGUUUUACCGUCGUUUGAGCGUUACGUGUGGGUUUUACUAUAAUAAGGUCUUUCAUUUGCUGUUGUUUUUAUCGGCAGUCACGCGGGACGCACAGGUCGGUUGGACGAUACUUUUAUGUUAAAUCCUAGUCACGAUUUCCCCGGAAAAUAUAAUUAUUGUCUAUACCCAUAAUGUGCUGUUUUGAUCGAAAUAUUAAGACAGAUUGGUGGAGUUUCAGUAAUUGAUUCAGACAUUGAUGGUAUACAGUAGAGUUCCUGUUCUACUAUAGAAAACUGCAAGCCAUUUUACAAAGGCCGUGAGCUGUUUGCAGUUAGUCAAGUGACAUGUUUAUUCAAAUGAUACAAGAUACAAUAUAUUAUUGUUACAUAAAACUGCCGUGGGGCAGUGGUUGAAGUUAUUGAACUCGUAGUUUAAAGGGUCUGUGUUGGUAUAAUGACACUGAAAUUGAAUACCAGUAAAAACUUACUUGGUUUAGAUAGAAAUGCAUUUUAAGAAUUUACUUCGAAGUGCUGCGGUACUUUUUAUCCCCUAAAAUUUGAAUCUGAGAAACGUUACUGCUGUGCGUUUCUCGUGGUUAUGCCCCAAAUUUUUUAACCUGAGAAGCGUUACUGCAGAAAUGCUUUUAAGAUUGUGUACUCCAAUUGCAGAUUAUUCUUCCUGCGUGGACAUAAACUGCUCCAGAUUUUGUCCAAUAUCUCAAAAACUCUGCCAUCUUUUAAAAUGAAGUUUUCACUGGUUAUAGUUUGUGAUAUACAACUGUAUACGAUUGAAGCAAACACUGGGUCCAAUAUUAUUACCAAACGUAUACAUUCCCUUUAAUACUGUUUGGUUCCUUUCCCCACGUCUCGUCGCUUAGUGUUAUACUUUUGUAAGUUUAUGAAGACUACAUUUACAUACCAGGGAAGUUCAAUGUCCGUUUGGCUGUCGACAAUUAUCAAAAAGCAAACACAGCUUCAAGCUAAAAAAGAAACCCAUAUACAAAGCACUAAAUGCUACCCGUAGCUUCAAAACAAUGCGUAGACUUGUAUUUUGAGAGAAUACUUAAUCUUUUGUAUUAAUUUUAAAGUGUCAACUCCUUUGUUCAUUAGAAAUACCACCAGCAUAUCCAUCACCCUUUCAAGACAAAAUAUCAAACCAGCAGAACAUUGUUAUCAAAGAAAGAAGAUUUGUUUGCACGGGUUUCUGAACAGGAGUUCAUAUUUGCCGUCCGUUGUCAACUGAAAUUGUUACUAAUUUUAGGUUCAGUGUAGAAAACUGUGGAACUUUGAACUCAAAAUCUGAACUUCGGACGUACAAAUAUCGCGUUUGUUAUAAUAUAUUUUAUGCCACGCAACUCAGUGGAUUAUACUUGUGGUGGACUUGGGCCUUGUGAAAUUGUUGUCUGGUGAUUGAACGUCACUGUGUGUAGUUGUGUUUGUUUGCACACUGAAGGACUUCUAAAAGUUUUUUAAAACUUGUAGUGUGUUGCUGAAUAAAUUGUCCACGUGUCUAGGCAGUAUGUCGAUUUGGCUAAGAAUUCUUGGUGUUUUGCUCUUCGCUUUCGUCGUGGCUUUAUGGGUGUUGAAGCGGUACAUAAGGGGAGGCUGGUGCUACAGCGGGGCCCGGCUGGACGGGAAGACGGUGAUUGUUACGGGAGCUAGCUCGGGCAUCGGGAAGGAGACGGCCAAAGACAUGGCUAGAAGAGGAGCACGGGUGAUUCUUGCCUGCCGAAAUAAGGCCAAAGCUGCCGAGGCUAAAGCAGAAAUUCGUCGAGCGACCUCUAGCGGUCAUCUUGUGAUACGUCAGUUGGAUCUGUCGUCUCUUGCUUCUAUAAGAGCGUUUGCUGAGAAGAUCAAAGAGGAAGAGUCGAGACUUGAUGUCUUGAUCAAUAAUGCGGGUGUAAUGAUGUGUCCCAAACAAUCAACAGAAGAUGGCUUCGAGAUGCAGUUUGGCGUCAACCAUCUCGGCCAUUUCCUUCUGACCAACCUCCUCCUUGAUCUCAUCAAGUCCUCCUCCCCGUCCCGCAUCGUCAACGUCUCCUCCGUCGCACACGGUGGAGGCAAGAUGCAAUGGGAGGACUUGAUGAUGGAUGAGGACUACGAUCGUUUCUCAGCGUAUGGGCAGAGCAAACUUGCCUCCAUGCUGUUCACGCUGGAACUGAGCAGGCAACUGGAAGGUUCCGGCGUAACUGUAAACGCACUUCAUCCGGGUGUUAUCCAGACGGAACUGUUCCGGCACAUAGAAGCAGAGAAGCCCCAAGGAGUUGCCGGAGCAAUCAUUUGGCUCGCCAGCCUGUCUCCAAACUUCUUAUUCAAGAGCACGGUAGAGGGCGCACAGACGUCUAUAUACUGUGCCGUUGCAGAUGAACUCGAGAGUGUAUCCGGCCUGUACUUUGCUGACUGUGCCCCGAGAAAGCCGACCGACGCGGCGCUAAACCACCAGGAUGCCAAGAGGCUGUGGGAGAUAAGUGCCAAGAUGGUCGGCCUAGAGAAGAAAGUCAACUGA